Messenger RNA from Geodia barretti, 234 nucleotides. The record is from the annotation of a GenBank genome assembly. NCBI's taxonomy places the organism in Eukaryota, Metazoa, Porifera, Demospongiae, Tetractinellida, Geodiidae.
AUGAAACAGGACUCUGGAGUCGACUAUGCGAGCCGCGUGAUCGCCCUGCUGGGCAUCGCCAUGCCGACCUUCUGGAUCGGUGUGCUCGUGAUCUACGGCCUGGUAUACGGCACCGGGUGGUUACCUUCCCUGGAAUACGCCCACUUAUGGGAAGAUCCGAUCCAAAACCUUCAGCUGAUGCUAUUGCCAGCCGCGGUGAUCGGGUUUCACGACAUGGCUUCACGGCGCGAGUAA